AUGCCUGCUGAUAUCAGGAGCUUUUUUGGUGGCAAGCCGAGUAGCAGUCAGGGCUCUAGUGCCUCUCUUGCGAAGCCGCCCGCAAAGAAAGAGGUAAGGAAGGCUCCGCUGCCAAAUUUACCUUUCCAGCUUCUGAAAUUCGCGCUGAAGCCCGAUGAACCGCAAGGGGAGGUAACGACCACUUCGGACUACUUCGCCUCCAGCAAGAAGAGAGGAAGACCAGCCAAAACCAGUACUGCGACGCCCAUCAAGGAACCUCAGCCCCCCAAUGACACCAUUUCGGAAGAGGGUAAAGCCAGCAAAUCACCGCGAGCGAAUAAACAGACCGAGAAAAAGGAGGCCCUCAAGCGACCAACGCGCGAAUCUAAGAGGAACGCUACAACUGUCCUAGACGAUGAAAGACUCGGCGGUGAUGACAUAUUUGCAACGGAGUUUGGGAAGCCGGGUAAAGGGGAUGAUGAUUAUGUUGAGGAUGAGCACAGUGAAAAGGAUAGUGAUCUCGAGGAACUUGCAGUGAAGCCGGCCACCGCAGCUUCGAGUAGGCCUGGACGUAAGAAGCCAGCCUCGAAGUUAGCCCCAGAUGACGACGACGUAGUUAUGGAGGAUGCCCCGAAACAACCGAAGAGAGCAACGAAAUCGGCAGCUUCACAGCCUGGAAGGAAACGGAAAUCUGAAGCCCUGGGCAAAGAGGAGGACGACGAACCCCAGGAAGGCCCUAAAAAGGUUACUUCACCUUCGAAAGCGUCGUCAACAGCUCGUGCGCCUAAGAAACCAAAGGGGUCUCCGUCUAAGAAAGACCAGCCCGAAAGCAAGGAAAUACAGAGCAUCUUUGACAGUAUCCCAACUGUCCGACCACCCUCACCCCCACCAGAAUCUGGCGACAAGAAGAAGUUUAACCCGUUCGCCGCACGAGCGCGCUCCCCCGCAGCAGCCGGAACCGCUGAAAUACCGGUCGGGGCUGAAAAUUGCCUUGCAGGGUUGUCUUUCGUUUUCACCGGUGUCCUUGACACUUUAGGUCGUGAGGAAGGACAAAACCUUGUCAAAAAAUAUGGCGGCAAAGUUACUGGAGCUCCGAGUUCAAAGACAAGUUACGUUGUCCUCGGAGGUGAUGCUGGUCCUAAAAAGCUUAAGACAAUCAGGGAUCAUAACCUGAAAACAAUCAAUGAGGAAGGUCUCUUCGAGCUCAUUCGAAGAUUGCCAGCCAACGGCGGUGACGGAAAAGCCGCUGAAAAGUAUGAAGAAAAGAGGAAGGCAGAAGACAAGAAAAUUCGAGCCAUGGCUGCUGAAAUUGAACAGGAAGAGAAGCGCAAGGCGAAGGCUACCAGUACAGCAGCAGCUAAGGCGUCCGCGGGAUCCCAGGCGCCAUCAAGCUCGCAAAGCCCUAGACCUGAGGAUGAACUCUGGACCACAAAAUACGCACCAACGUCGAUGAACAUGAUCUGUGGCAAUAAAACCGCGGUCGAGAAGCUUCAAAGUUGGCUUCGAGAUUGGCACAAGAAUGCUAAGGGGAACUUCUCGAAACCCGGUAAGGAUGGCACUGGAAUUUACCGCGCGGUCAUGAUCCACGGCCCCCCAGGAAUCGGUAAGACAACCGCAGCACAUCUGGUGGCGAAGCUCGAAGGCUACGAUAUCGUCGAAACUAAUGCCAGUGAUACGAGGAGCAAAAAACUUGUUGAAACCGGUCUUUUGGGUGUCUUGGAUACAACGUCCCUGCAAGGUUAUUUUGCCGCUGACGGCCAAAAGGUGCACAGAGAGAAAAAGAAUAUGGUAUUGAUCAUGGACGAGGUAGACGGAAUGUCAGCUGGAGACCGAGGCGGUGUUGGGGCGUUAGCUGCUAUUGCAAAGAAAACUCACAUCCCACUCAUCCUUAUAUGUAACGAACGUAGGCUUCCGAAAAUGAAGCCCUUCGAUCACGUUACGUAUGAGCUACCCUUUAGACGUCCGACUGCUGAACAAAUCAGAGCUAGACUUUCAACGAUCUGUUUCCGAGAGGGUUUGAAGAUUCCGCCCCCUGUUCUCGACAGUCUCAUCGAAGGGACGCAUGCCGACAUUCGUCAAAUUAUUAAUAUGCUGUCGACUGUGAAGCUGGAUCAACAAAACCUGGAUUUUGAGAAGGGGCGGGAGAUGUCCAAGGCCUGGGAAAAGCAUGUUAUCCUGAAGCCCUGGGAUAUUGUAUCCAAAAUCCUCAGCGCUCAGAUGUUCUCUCCAAGUUCCAAAGCGACGUUAAACGACAAGAUCGAACUUUAUUUCAAUGAUCACGAGUUCAGCUACUUGAUGCUUCAAGAGAACUAUCUAAGAACAAGGCCAGCCUUGUCUGGUAAUUAUCAAGGCAAGGAGCAAAAGUUGAAGUUGCUCGAGCUGGCGGAUAACGCAGCGUCGAGCAUCAGUGACGGUGACCUGGUCGACAGAAUGAUCCAUGGAACACAACAGCAAUGGAGUCUGAUGCCAACCCAUGCUGUCUUCAGCUUUGUUCGGCCCGCCAGUUUCGCUUACGGCAAUAUGACCGAGCGAGCUGGCUUCACUAGUUGGCUAGGUCAGAACAGCAAACAAGGGAAGCUUUGGCGUUGUACCAGGGAGAUCCAGGGCCACAUGCGCCUUCGUGCCUCCGGAGACCGUGACGAAAUCAGACAACAAUAUCUACCCCUCAUCUGGGACAAGCUUGUUCGCCGGUUGAUGAAGGAUGGAAAAGAAGGCGUUGAGGACGUCAUUGAUUUCAUGGACAGUUAUUUCCUCACCCGGGACGACUGGGAUGCCCUGGUCGAGCUUGGCCUUGGCCCUAUGGAUCAAUCAAUGGUGAAACUAGAUACACAGACGAAAGCGACAUUCACACGACUCUAUAACCAGCGCUCGCAUCCACUUCCCUUUAUGAAAGCCAGCAGCGUCGCUGCUCCAAAGAAGAUGCCAAAGGAGAAGCCCGAUAUUGAAGAUGCCAUCGACGAGUCGGAUGAUGAAGUGCUUGAGGAUGAUACCAAAGAGGAUGAUGAAAGUGAAGAACUGGACCUGAAGAAGGACAAAUAUGUCCGGGUACCGAAGAAACCGGCGGCGAAAUCCGCGGCGAAGGGCGGCUCAGGCAAAGGGAAGAAGGCUAAGAAAGCCACCGACGAUGAUUUUAUUGAUGACGACGAGAAACCGUUGAAAGGAAGAGGUCGAAAGGCCAAGGCUUAG
Aspergillus oryzae RIB40 is the source of this 3165-nucleotide messenger RNA. RefSeq names its product replication factor C subunit 1. NCBI's taxonomy places the organism in Eukaryota, Fungi, Ascomycota, Eurotiomycetes, Eurotiales, Aspergillaceae. Gene Ontology annotation, cellular component: nucleus; DNA replication factor C complex. The record is from RefSeq and is a predicted model, not a curated record. The transcript is spliced from 3 exons. Bases 1 to 3165 code for a protein of 1054 amino acids. Gene Ontology annotation, biological process: DNA repair; DNA replication. Gene Ontology annotation, molecular function: ATP binding; DNA clamp loader activity; DNA binding.